Messenger RNA from Sphaeroforma arctica JP610, 239 nucleotides. RefSeq lists its product as hypothetical. The annotation marks the transcript as partial. The transcript has a single exon. Lineage: Eukaryota; Ichthyosporea; Ichthyophonida. The record is from RefSeq and is a predicted model, not a curated record.
UCGAAGGUUACAGAUCCGGCGUCGUGGCCGUGCAGGAUAAGCUGGAGAAGACCAUUGAGGAGUACGCCAGGCUGCUUGACUAUGCCUCUAACGGCUUCAAACGCAAGCACGAUGGGUCUGAUGCCGAGUUAGACGCCAGUUUCCUGCAGCCAACAAACAAACGCCCGCGCGUGGAGAACGAAGACUCGUUCCAUGUGACUAUCACGGGUGUGGUGUCGCUUAAGGAAGUCGACCCCAAG